AUGAGUGAUGGUCUACCUCCACUCCAUUGUUUGUCUAACUUGCCCUCCCACAUAGGUCCCUCUUGGAUUGAUCCCGCUGAUCUACGCGGUUCACCUUGUUUGUGGACUUCGACUUCACCUCAGCUUAUCUUCAUAUCCAUCACUGUAUUACCCAACUCAACAACCAUCAUGUCCGCAGAACCUUAUGACCCAUACAUCCCUGCUGGAAGUUCCGCUCCUGCUCAAGGGGGAGCAGGUGGCCAAGGUGGUACAGGUGGUGGUCAACAGAAUAAGAAGAUCGCCGCUAUCCAACAACAAAUCGACGAGACUGUCAAUACAAUGCACGAUAAUAUCCAAAGAGUAGCUGAGAGAGGAGAGAGAUUGGAUGCUCUGCAAGAUAAGACUGACACUCUCGCAGUCUCGGCCCAAGGAUUCAGAAGAGGUGCCAACCGAGUCCGUAAACAAAUGUGGUGGAAGGACAUGAAGAUGAGAAUCAUCAUCGGUGUAGGUAUAGCGGUAUUGAUCAUCAUCAUUGUCGUUCCUAUCGUGAAAGCGUGA
This is a messenger RNA of Kwoniella botswanensis, 537 nucleotides long. RefSeq lists its product as uncharacterized. The record is from RefSeq and is a predicted model, not a curated record. The transcript has 5 exons. Gene Ontology annotation, biological process: vesicle fusion; vesicle-mediated transport. The coding region runs from base 1 to 537 and encodes 178 amino acids. Gene Ontology annotation, cellular component: plasma membrane; SNARE complex. Lineage: Eukaryota; Fungi; Basidiomycota; Tremellomycetes; Tremellales; Cryptococcaceae. Gene Ontology annotation, molecular function: syntaxin binding; SNAP receptor activity.